CGUACAAACCUCCGCACCACCGCUUCGACAAGAGCUCUUAUGUCUACCUCUACCAUAACCCAAUGCAGCAGCGUGGGCGCAUAGAAAUAGCGAACCAUGCUGGGACACCCGAGCAGGAUGCCUUCGCGGGCUGUAAGUCUAGAGUAGGAAGACUGAGCAUAUUGAGUUGGGCUGACUAGGAAUUCCCAUCCAGAUCUGGACACGGUCAAGAUAGAACAGACGUACAAGCACCCGUGCUUAUUUACCCUCACCGUCGAUACCUUCCGAGGCCAAAAUGGAAGCGCCGGCCCAAGCCCACAGCAAGAUAUGUCGCAGUGGCACCUACCCGCGCUUGAUCCGAGGAAUGAUGGGAAGUACAUGUACCGGCUACACACACUGGAGAUUUACUUCUGGACACCGGAUGACGCUGGCUUAUUUCUGGACUCGCUACGGAGAGUAGUGCAGCCGCAGCAGCUACAGGUCGUGGCCAACCCUCAAGCUGCAUCACCAUCCGAGCACAAGAACGAUGUGAUGAAUCCAGUGGUUGCGAAGCUGGAGAAGGCAGCCAUAUCGCAUUCUAGUCGGAGCCCGAGCAUUAGCACUACUCAGUCCUUCCCUGGCCCUCCAGCAGGCCCGGCUCCUACCUCGAGUCCUCCUGCAGCCGAUGCUAACUACACACCAAUGGCCUACAAUCCUGCGGCUCCAGCUGCACCUGAGCCCAUUGCUCACCGAGAAAAGACGCCGCCUCCGCCUGAUGCCGCCGACGGAACUGGGCUCGGGGCAGCAGCGAUGAACGACCACCAUGCUCAGCCGUUUGGUAACCCGCUGCAACAAUCGUUCGUACCUCAGACAACAUCGCAACCGUACAUUCCGGGCCCUCCCUCACGGACGCAAACCUUCUCCGGGCCUCCUACCCCCGGGAUCCAGCGUACCGCGACCACUGGCUCUAUCCCGCCUCCACCCCAAAGCCCCCCAUCAUACGCGCCGCCCCCGGCUGGUCCACCUCCGGGUCAGUACGACCAGCAAGGUACACCACAACCAGGAAUCCAGCGUCAGUCGACCAUGCCGGUCCAGCAGUACGCAAACUACCCCGGCUCCCCUGGCUACCCUCCGUCUGUGAAAUCUCCUGGAGCGCCUGGUCACUCACCCUUGCCGUCGCCUAGUUACGCGCCUCAGCAGUACCAACCUCUUGCGUCUCCACCUCCGGGAGGCUACACGCAGUAUCAGUACGGUAGUACUACGCAACAGACGCCGGGAACGGAUCCAUAUGCCAUGCAUCAACAGCUGUACAGACCAACGGAGCAAGAAGCUAGUGUACACGAGCACACUGCGCCUGGACAGCAACGCAACUCCAACAUGGGCCGCCGAGCGGAGAAAGUAGAGAAGGGUGUUGGGAAGUUUCUAAAGAAGCUGGAUAAGAAGUUCUAGUUCUAGUUAAUACUUAGCAUCGCAGCGAGCGGCUCUAGGAAUUGAAUUUGACGAAUUGACGGAUGCAGUAUGUAAAUGUUUAAAUCAUGGAAUAUAUACCCUUCUCGUAGUAUAUUAUCGGGCCUCUUGCGGGAGGGGAUUCUCCGGGUUUAAAGGCUCGCCGUACGGAUAAAAUUGCUCGCAUGGCUAGCUAUACGUGCCAUUGUACGCAUCUGCGAAGGCGUCCGGGGCGGCUGUUACGUGCAUCGUUGUAUCUAGACAAAUCCACAUUGCGAGAGAGCGCGGCUGAGCCUCGGUGGAUGAAUGGCUGGCCCACAGUGCAGGAUCCAAUCAGAG
This is a messenger RNA of Trematosphaeria pertusa, 1743 nucleotides long. RefSeq lists its product as uncharacterized. The transcript has a single exon. The record is from RefSeq and is a predicted model, not a curated record. The coding region runs from base 307 to 1407 and encodes 366 amino acids. Lineage: Eukaryota; Fungi; Ascomycota; Dothideomycetes; Pleosporales; Trematosphaeriaceae.